This is a messenger RNA of Lycium ferocissimum, 1117 nucleotides long. RefSeq names its product protein S40-6-like. The transcript has 2 exons. NCBI's taxonomy places the organism in Eukaryota, Viridiplantae, Streptophyta, Magnoliopsida, Solanales, Solanaceae. Bases 403 to 792 code for a protein of 129 amino acids. The record is from RefSeq and is a predicted model, not a curated record.
CUCUCUCUUUUUGCCUUUUUUCUUUUUGAUAUAAGCACUUGAAAAUCUGUGUACCUUGUUUGGAAUUUUGUAAAAGCCAUAGUAAAAUAGCUUCUGAGGUUUUUUGGAAGUUGCUCUUCAAUUCUGAUUUCCCUUUUUUAGCAAAAAAGUUUCCCUUUUUUGGGAGUUAUUUGGCCAAAAGUAAAGAAGGUUCUUGAUCUUUGAUGAUUUCCUUGAAAACCAACUUUUUUCAUCAGAAAGAGAACUAGGCCUUUACCUAUAAAAUAUUUGGGAAAUUUGCUAGCUUGUUCUUGGUAUUCAAAGAGGGACUAAAGUUAUAUACAUCGUCAGUGAAAACAUCUUUUAUAGUAUCGGCGCAGUUCAACUUAUUAUACCAGAACAAUACAAAACAGGGCGUAAAAUAUGGAUGGAGAUUUUCAAGAAGAAGAUAUAUGGAGUCAUCAUGUUAUGAAGAGGAAAUUAUCCACUGCUCCAAAGGUGAUUCCAAGAGCUAAAAGUGCAAUUAGCAACCAUGAAUCCAAAGUGCCACAACAAUCAUCAGUUCCUGUUGAAAUCCCUGAUUGGUCCAAAAUUUAUAACAAGAAAUCAAGUAGUUAUAAUGGAAGUGUUGAUGAAGAUUGUGGUGAUUUUGGUGAUGGAAUGGUACCACCACAUGAAUAUAUAGCUAGGAGGGUUGCUAGAAGUCAAAUUGUUCCUUCUUCUAUGUGUGAAGGUGUUGGGAGGACGCUUAAGGGAAGAGAUCUUAGUAAAGUGAGGAAUGCCAUUUUAACCAAGACUGGUUUCUUGGAAUAAAAUUAUCAUCAACAUCAAAAUCAUUAUAGUAAAUUUUAGUAGCAUUCAACCAACAACAAUAGGAGGCAACCCAUCUUCAUCUUGUGUCAUUGUCAUUUUUAGUAUCGCCAGAGUUGUCUUCGUGUAACCUAUAGGUUAUAGGUUCGAGCCAUGGCAUUAGUCACUAGUGAUUGCAUCAGAGUAGGUUGUGUACAUCAUACUCCCUUGCCCUUGUGGUUCAGCCCUUCGCCGGAUCCAUAUGAACGUGGGAUGCUUCGUGUACCAAAUUGUCCCUUUUUAUAAUAUUUCUUAUUAGCAAGGCAAGAGGUUGUCCCUAAUUGAGCUA